AUACCAGAGGUUAAAUGCUGUUCACUGCCGACACCCAGUCCCUCCCUCCCUAAAGCUCAGAUCUCUUCCUCAUUCACAUUAUUGCUCUCAGUCUCACUAUCGCUCCAGCAUCCACCGGAUAAAGUCUUACUUUUUUUUUUUUUCAAAAUCAGGAAGUUGUUUCCUGCAAACACUUCUGCCAGUCGGUUGGCAAGUGGUUCAGCUUAAAUAAAGAGCCCUGUUUAUCUGACGUCUCUUCCUGAAGAUCUUAUCCUCCACCCGUCUUUCCAUUGUGAAGGGCACAGCACAGUUGGCGGUCAGCAAGUGAAGAUGUCUCUCCCGUUGUCAGUGCUGAUAUGUCUGUCACUUGUCCAGCUGUGUGUGGGAGAUCAGCCUGUGGAUGAAGUCAUCACAACAAAAAAAGUGCCUAUCUUGGGUGGCUGGUCUGACAGGAGUCCAGAGGCAGCUGAUGUGCAGCAGGCAGCUGAACAUGCUGUGAGGAUGUUCAACACGCACUCCAAAAACAAGCGGAUAUUCAAACUGGUCUCCAUCACGGCUGCUCAGAGUCAGGUGACCAACAUGAUCAACUUUAAGAUUGAUGCAGUUCUGGGAAAAACCAAAUGUCUCAAGUCUGAAAACCAUGACUUGCACAGCUGCAGUCUUAAUAAAAAGCAUCUCAAGUGCCACUUCCAGGUGACUUUCAACCCUCGUGACAACCAACAUGAGCUGAAGGGUCACAAGUGCAAGAAACUUGGGGAGAAGGUUUAACUUUUUCAUGGUUUAGCUCUAUAGCUUUUGAUGGUGAUUCAGAAGGAAUGUUUUCCAGCUCAGUUAAAGGGUUGGAUGUUUUGGCUGGUAGAAGACAGUUUAUAACAGUGGUCCGAAUAAAAAUUAGCUUGGAAAAAGUGA
Seriola aureovittata is the source of this 888-nucleotide messenger RNA. RefSeq lists its product as uncharacterized. The coding region runs from base 310 to 747 and encodes 145 amino acids. Gene Ontology annotation, molecular function: cysteine-type endopeptidase inhibitor activity. The record is from RefSeq and is a predicted model, not a curated record. Lineage: Eukaryota; Metazoa; Chordata; Actinopteri; Carangiformes; Carangidae. The transcript has 5 exons.